Messenger RNA from Sugiyamaella lignohabitans, 843 nucleotides. RefSeq names its product Med6p (gene MED6). The record is from RefSeq and is a predicted model, not a curated record. Lineage: Eukaryota; Fungi; Ascomycota; Dipodascomycetes; Dipodascales; Trichomonascaceae. Gene Ontology annotation, molecular function: transcription coactivator activity. The transcript has a single exon. Bases 1 to 843 code for a protein of 280 amino acids. Gene Ontology annotation, cellular component: core mediator complex; mediator complex. Gene Ontology annotation, biological process: regulation of transcription by RNA polymerase II.
AUGGAUGGUGAACCGCUUGAUGAAGUACAAUGGCGUGCGCCUGAAUGGGUCCAGGCAUUUGGUGGUCUACGGAAUGAUAAUGUACUAGAGUACUUUGCACAAUCGCCUUUUUACGACCGUUCAUCCAAUAACCAAGUUCUCAAAAUGCAAUCGCAGUUUAAUGAGAACCUCCAUGGUCGUCACGAUCUUUAUCAAGAAUUACAAAACAUGAAGGGUGUGGAAUUUGUUGUAGCGCUUGACAGAGAACCUGAAAUGUGGAUCAUUCGUAAACAAAACAGAUUGAGUCCGCAAGAAGUCCGGUUGUUAGCAACAUAUUUUGUCAUCAAUGAAAAUAUAUUUAUGGCACCUUCUAUUUACUCAGUGGUCUCUUCUCGUCUACUUAGUACUGCUCACUCACUAAGCAAACUGCUAAUCAAAGCAGCCACUCUUCCUACAUACUCGCCAUCCCAGGGAUAUUCAUACAUAACUGAAAGCAGUUUGUCGGUGUCAGAGGACUCCCCCACGCCAGCAGCAUCAAUCAAUAAUUCUAACCCUCGAGUAAAAGGACGCACACCAGCUCCUGAAACCAACUAUUCAUCUCCCAUGGCGAGUUUAACACCCGGUGGCCCUCCUACUGCCAUUGGAAGCAAUGUUCCAGGCGAUGACCGUGCUGCUGAUCGCGCAAUUGAGAGAGCUCUUCUUUUCACUCUCCAUAACUCGAGCCUCUAUCUUGACGGUGAUAACAACAUUAACAACUCUGUCAGCACAGAAGCUGCUACUCAGUUAGGUACAACAGCUGAUGUCAAAGCGAAGGCGGCGGCAAACCAGCGCCGUCGUCGAAAGACCAUAACUGCCAACGACUGA